Messenger RNA from Macrosteles quadrilineatus (aster leafhopper), 817 nucleotides. RefSeq lists its product as uncharacterized. Bases 22 to 816 code for a protein of 264 amino acids. NCBI's taxonomy places the organism in Eukaryota, Metazoa, Arthropoda, Insecta, Hemiptera, Cicadellidae. The transcript has 3 exons. The record is from RefSeq and is a predicted model, not a curated record.
UAUGUACCAAAUUUGAAAUCCAUGACAUGGAAUUUUUCCAUUAGUGGGCACGGCAAAGGCUCUGCCGAUGGAAUCGGUGGAGUGGUGAAAAGAAGUGCAGAUCUCAUGGUGAAAUGUGGCAAUGAUGUAACAGAUGUAGACUCAUUUAUAAAGUGUGUAAGCAAAACUUGCAGUAAGGUAAAUCUAAUAAAGAUUAAAUCUACAGACAUUGAUGAGAUGUAUUUGAAAAGGCCUGAAAAGCUUCAGGCUGUUGUUGGCAUUAGUCAGAUUCAACAAGCUACAUGGAAAGACGAACCAUGCAAAAUCUUUCUCAGAAGGCUUAGUUGCUUUACCUGUGCCUUCAACAAGGCUUGUAAGCAUCAUCCGCACAAUCCUCCAUACCACAUCGUUGAAAGUCAUUUACAUGCACUUGAGACUAAUGAUCCCACGUUGGAAAACAAUUUGGAUGGCCCACAAGAAGACAAUCUAUUGGAUACAACUAAUGGUCCCAGCUUGGAAAACAAUUUGGAUGACCCACAAGAAGACAAUUUAUGUCGUACAAGACGCAUUGAUGUGGGAAGCUGGGUUUGUGUCAUUUAUGACAACGACUGGUAUCCAGGAGUUGUGGAGGAGAAGAAAGAAGGAGAUAUAUUGGUGGUAGCGUUUAUGUCCAAAAGUGGCAAUAAAUUCUUCUGGCCUACACCUGAAGACAAACAGGAAGUUACCAUUGCUGGGUUAAUGUGUGUGACCAAACCACCUUAUCCAGUGUCACAACGCCAUUACCAAAUAGAAAAAAAAGAGAUGGAGAAAAUAAAGAAAAUUUUUUCUAACGUUUAGU